ACGAGGAGAUGUGCAAGCCUCGCUCGCACCACCUCCACCACCAUCGCCACCCCCACCACCCGUCCCUCCGCCACGCCGACGACCUGCCCGCUAGACUUCCGCCAAGCCGACCAGAAGACCAUCACAUCGAGCUGGAACCAGGCGCCCAACCGAUGGUACAGCGACAAUUCCAGCUCAGCCAACCAGAACUGGAAGAAGUACAGCAGCAGCUGGAUUACCUUCUGACAAAGGGAUUUAUCCGGCCCAGCACGUCCCCAUACGCCGCCCCGAUACUGUUCACACCAAAAAGGGAUGGAGGAUUCCGCAGGUGCAGAGAGUACCGCGCGCUCAACAGGAUUACAAUCAAGUCGCGUUACCCGAUCCCGCGAGUCGACGAACUACUCGACCAACUUUGUGGAGCCAAGUUCUUCUCGAAAAACGACUUGCGAGGGGGUUACCAUGAAAUUCGCGUCGCCGCCGAAGACUGUCACAAAACCGCCUUUCGCACCCGCUACGAUAGCUACAAAUACUUGGUGAUGCCUUUUGGCCUCCCGAACGUGCCCUCGACCUUCCAAAAGACCAUGAACGGCAUUUUCAGGGAACUCUUUGAUAAAUGCGUUAUCAUCUACCUCGACGAUAUACUAAUCUACAACCGCAGCAGGGGGCAGCACUUACAGGAUCUUGAUGCAUUCUUCACACUGCUGCACAAGAAUCACCUCAUCACGAAAGGGUCUAAGUGCGAAUUUCUUAAGCAGGAGUUGGAGUUUUUGGGCCACGUCGUUUCUACCGAAGGAGUGAAAAUCGACCCCAAGAAAAUCAAGACCAUACAGGAGUGGAAGCCGCCAACCAACAUAAAGGAGCGGCAGAGGUUUUUGGGUUUUGUCAACUACGUCCGCCGAUUUAUACAUAAUAUGGUUGGGUUAUCUGCCCCGCUAACUGACCGACUCAAGGAUCACAACUGUUUUUGCCGCCAUACUACGCGAUACUUCCCGCAUCUGGGUACCCGGCUACGAUUUACUUCGUACCCUGCUAGUAUAGAAAUCCCACGACAACCCUCCCUCCGGGCAUUUCGGAGUCGACAAAACUACGAAGAUGUUACAGCGCAACUAUUAUUGGCCGAACAUGGCCGACGACAUGCGCAAGUACGUGUCCUCCUGCACCGCCUUCCAGAUCAUGAAAUCCUCCCAUCAGCGAGCAGCCGGACUACUACAGCCGUUGGAUCCGCCCGAGCGACCCUGGCAACACAUCACAAUGGACUACGUGAUAGGACUGCCAGCCGGUCCCAGCGGAAACGACGCCAUCCUCGUGGUCGUUGACUGACUCACAAAAAUGGCGCAC
Closterium sp. NIES-67 is the source of this 1317-nucleotide messenger RNA. The record is from the annotation of a GenBank genome assembly. NCBI's taxonomy places the organism in Eukaryota, Viridiplantae, Streptophyta, Zygnematophyceae, Desmidiales, Closteriaceae.